Messenger RNA from Exserohilum turcica Et28A, 498 nucleotides. RefSeq lists its product as uncharacterized. Gene Ontology annotation, biological process: negative regulation of transcription by RNA polymerase II; positive regulation of transcription by RNA polymerase II; transcription by RNA polymerase II. Gene Ontology annotation, cellular component: nucleus; negative cofactor 2 complex. NCBI's taxonomy places the organism in Eukaryota, Fungi, Ascomycota, Dothideomycetes, Pleosporales, Pleosporaceae. Gene Ontology annotation, molecular function: transcription coactivator activity; protein heterodimerization activity; RNA polymerase II general transcription initiation factor activity. The record is from RefSeq and is a predicted model, not a curated record. The coding region runs from base 1 to 498 and encodes 165 amino acids. The transcript is spliced from 2 exons.
AUGCCUCGCGGGCCCGCCAAGCACGAGAGCAUGCAAGAUGCAGAAUACGUGCCCGACGCGUCGCUGGCCUUGACAGCAGCUCCCGGCGCUGCCCACGGGCUCGGCGGGGCAGACACGCCCGCGACGCAGCACAUCACCAUCAAGAACCACUUUCCCGUCGCGCGCAUCAAGCGCAUCAUGCAGGCCGACGAUGACGUCGGAAAGGUCGCCCAGGUCACCCCCGUCGUCGUGUCCAAAGCCCUCGAGCUCUUCAUGAUCUCGCUCGUCACAAAGGCCGCCGCCGAGGCCAAGGCGCGCAACUCGAAGCGCGUCGGCUCCAUCCACCUCAAGCAGGCCAUCACCAAGACGGACCGCUUCGACUUCCUCAACGAGAUUGUCUCCAAGGUCGCCGACGCCCCGGAGAAGAGCGACGCCGACAGCAUGGACGUCGACGGCAAGAAGAAGAAGAAGACGUCGACGCGGAAGAAGAAAAAGGCCGACAGCGACGACGACUUUUGA